This is a messenger RNA of Marchantia polymorpha subsp. ruderalis, 2454 nucleotides long. The record is from the annotation of a GenBank genome assembly. Lineage: Eukaryota; Viridiplantae; Streptophyta; Marchantiopsida; Marchantiales; Marchantiaceae.
GGGACUGCUGCGGACCUCGGGACCAACAAAGAGGCUUUGGGCCAGCGCUGCGGACUGUCUUGUGCGGCGAAGAGUAAGAAGAGCCAACGUCUGUCCUCUACAGCCUCCGCGCCGUAGACCUUUUCCAGACGGAGCGCGAGGGGGGAAUCGAUUCCUCGAGGGAACGAGGACUGUGAGGAGGAGGACGAGGGAGCUGAAGCUGAAGCCGAAGCGGAGGGAGGAAGGGACGAGGAGGAGGAGGAGGAGCUGAAGAAGAGGAGAGAAGACGAUCUCGCUGGGCACAGGGAAGGAGCAGGAAUCGGGAGGAGGCAGAGCAAUCGGGAGGUGGUAAGGAGCAGGAGGGAGGAGUGUGGGGCGGCUUGUCCUUGGAGCUCUGGAGCCUCGCCUUGAUUGGUCUGUCUGUCUGGCCUGCUGGACCAGAUUGAUUGGGUCGGUUGACCGAUCUCCGCCUCUCUUCGUCUCUUCUUCUCUCCGCUCUCAGCCAUUGAUCGGACGCUGAGUCUGGUGGCCCUUCUAGACGAGGAAAGAGUUGGUCGCGGAGUGGCAGGGGGUUUGACGUUUUAUUUCAGGACACUCUUGAAGACGGAGCGACUUCCUGAUCCAUUCACUGGAAAAUUUGCCACUUUCACGGGUCUUAUCAACAACUUUGAUGCUGUCUCUAGUUGGAAAUUUGCAGCACUGAGAUUUCUGGAUCCACUGCUGGUAGCGGCCUUGUAAAGGCGGGCCGCAUUAUCAGCUUGUAUAUCAAAUUUGGACCUUUUAGUGGAGUCGUCAUGGCUUCAGACAAGAAGAACGGGGUUUCGGAUGUGGGAGCAUGGGCGAUGAAUGUGAUCAGCUCAGUCGGUAUCAUCAUGGCUAAUAAGCAAGUCAUGUCCGGCUACAAUUUCCGAUUCGCGACGACGCUGACGGCCCUUCACUUCACCAUCACAGCUUUAGUGGGUUUCAUAUCUUCGAGAUCCGGUGUUAUAUCUUCCAAACAUGUGCCUUUUGUUGAACUUUUUGCCUUUUCUCUCGUUUCCAACACCUCCAUCGUGGGCAUGAACCUCAGCCUCAUGCUCAAUUCAGUGGGAUUUUACCAGAUUGCGAAAUUGAGUAUGAUUCCAACCGUCUGUAUCUUGGAGUGGAUCCUCCACGGUAAAACUUAUAGCAAGGAGGUGAAGACCGCCGUAUUUGUAGUGAUGAUCGGUGUGGGGAUUUGCACAGUCACCGACGUGAAAGUGAAUCUCGGAGGUUUUACUGCUGCGUGUGUGGCUGUCAUCUGCACUUCUUUGCAACAAAUUUACAUCGGCUCCAUGCAAAAGAAACACAACAUUGGUUCUUUUGAGCUCUUGAGCAAAACUGCUCCAAUCCAGGCUGCCUCUUUGAUCGUCUUGGGCCCAUUUGUUGACUACAUUCUGAAUGGUGAAAGCCUUUUGGAUUACUCACUGUCCUGGGGAGCUACCUUUUUCAUCGGUCUAUCCUGCACGCUAGCAGUAUUCUGCAACAUGAGCCAGUAUUUGUGCAUCGGUCGCUUUUCUGCCGUAUCCUUCCAGGUGUUGGGGCACAUGAAGACCGUUUGCGUUUUGACCCUGGGAUGGAUAUUGUUUGACUCGGUCUUGACUUUCAAGAAUAUGAGUGGCAUGGCUAUGGCUGUGUUGGGUAUGGUGAUAUACAGCUGGGCAGUGGAGCAAGCGAAAUUGCAGGCGAAGCAAUCAUCUUUGAGCUAUGUUAAGGAGUCCAGUUUUUCAGAAGAGGACGUUGCUCUGUUGAAGAGUGGUCUGGACCAACAACCGAUGAAAGACAUCGAAUUGGGACGGGACAUGAAGUAGACGAAUUGAAUGAAUCAACAGAAUGAGUAUACAGCCUAGGUUAGGGGGUGUCUUCCAGGAAAUAGAGGACCUCGAGAAAACAUGGACAGGUAGGACUUCCGCCAGAUUCUUAGGGCCUCUGAGCCCUUGCGGGCGACACGAUUCUUCUGGUCUGAUAUUAAUUAAUUCUACAAAAGCGGCACGCUUGCUUGCACAGGAUCUGGACCCUGUGCCUCCAUUUUUCGGUUCCCUUAUUUCAUCAGAAUGAUGCUAGUGUGUUUAUCGAGAUAAACAGCUCAACAGCUAGCGGAAGAGCACCACGAUCGAUUGUAGGGUAUCCAUGUAAGGUAGGUGAGGCCUGUUGGAGAAAAAGGGUACUUACUUUCACUACCUGAUUAUUGCUAGGGAGAUUCUUUGAAAGGGGUUCUUUUCAAGUUAAAGCUUCUUCCCCUUAUUCAUUCUUCGCCGACUCAGUCUCUGUAACAGUACUUCUUCACUAAUCAGUGUCUGAUUAGACACUGAGGUGCCCGAGUGGAAACACAGGCCUAUAUAUAUACCAUAAGAAGACAAUCUUUAAACAUGUAGACUGCCAGUCGUUUCCUGGUCACCUUUAUCACGUGCUUUGUUACAUCUCUUGAUGCCUCAGAAAAGAAGUUCUUUUGAUCGG